Molecule: messenger RNA, 3826 nt
Organism: Mizuhopecten yessoensis (Yesso scallop)
Lineage: Eukaryota; Metazoa; Mollusca; Bivalvia; Pectinida; Pectinidae
Product: GDP-D-glucose phosphorylase 1-like
Exons: 11
Coding region: 80-1198 (372 amino acids)
Biological process (GO): glucose metabolic process
Cellular component (GO): cytoplasm
Molecular function (GO): GDP-D-glucose phosphorylase activity
Source: RefSeq, a predicted model, not a curated record
UCAGACUCAGAUUUGACAUGUUUUGUUUUGCCGAGUGAGAGACAAAUGUACACGUGCACUGUCCUGUCAACCAAUUAGUAUGCAAACAGGCGUAUUCCAGGAUGUGGAGCCUUUCCAUUACAGUGAUGAGGACUUGACUACUGGGACUAAACACUGGGAUGACAAGGAGUAUGAUCUCAGUGAGUUUGACAAAUUGCUGAGAGGAAAGUGGGAUAAGUGUAUGAAGGAUGGAUUCUUCAGGUAUCACCUUGAUAAGGUGGAAACCAAAAUCAUUCCAGGGGAGAAAAAAUAUGUAGCACAGCUUAAUGUAAAAAGAGCCACUGAAAGAAGGAAGCCUCAGGAAAUCAUAACUGUGAAUCAACCAUUUGACGAAAACCUCUUCAACUUCUCUCGCAUCAAGUCUAAUGAAGUGUUGUUCCUCUUGGACAAAAAGACCAAAAGUCCUCCAGACACACCCAAGGUGGAAGAGGCAAUGUGUAACGGUACAAAGGAUGAAGAGCCACAGAACCUGGUUAUCAUUAAUGUCAGUCCCUUGGAGUAUGGCCAUGUCCUGUUAGUACCAGAUGUGUACUCAUUCAGACCCCAGAUGUUGACAGAGUAUUCUAUACAACUGGCUAUAGAGACACUUCUCCUUAGUAGACAUCAGGGCUUCCGUAUUGGGUUCAACAGUCUCUGUGCCUUUGCAUCCGUCAAUCAUCAACACCUCCACGCCUACUAUCUAGAACAAGAACUGUUUGUGGAAUCCUGUCCUGUGAAACACCUGAAGGGAAUCCUGUACGAGUUAGAGGUCAUGCCCACCAAGGGAUUUGUGUUCCAGUUACAUGGAUCAACAGUAGAGGAUGUCUCCAGGGUGGUAUACCUGGUGGCAGAUUACAUGCAGAGAUCUGAGAUAGCCCACAACCUGUUUAUGACACGUGGUACAGUGUUUGGGGAAGACAGGACCAGUCGGAACAGGACUAUCAGGCUGUUUUUGUGGCCAAGGAAAAAGUUUAUAGGUGUGAAGGAAGAGGCAUGUUUUAAUGUGGCAGUGGUGGAGCUGGCAGGACACCUACCUAUCAAAAUUGCUGAGAUGUAUGAGGGGCUUACAGAGGAGACCGUCAAUGAUACCAUUAGGUCAGCUCAGCUAGACGAGGCAGAGUACCAGACAGUGAAGGACAAUGUUCUACAGUUGUACAAGCCCACCUGUAGCUCCAGUUAAUGACGGCUGAUAACUAGAAUUUUACAUACACAGUGUACUACACUCUAUUUACACUGGACACCUUGAGAACACAUACUUUGCCUUUGUUGCAGAGGAUUUGGAUUUACUUAAUAGACAUUGAUGGGACCAAAUGUUUUGGCAAUUGUAGACAAAAGUCCUGAUCAUACAGUCCAGUAUAGACAAGAGUUUACUGCAUUGUUAUUUUAUGUCACUGAAUUAUCUAUGUAAGGUCCAAAGCCUGUGGGAAAUUUAGAUGGGGACGAUUGUACGGUGUGAAUUUAUGGAGAAUGCUAGUAGGAAAUAUUGUAAAACAUAUCUGUUGUAAAUACUUAUUCAAUUUGUGCAAUCAUAGCUGACACAUAUAUAUUUAAGUAAAAUUCCUUUCCAUUCAAACUGAAUCUGUUCCAUUUGCCUACCAUGACCAUCUCAAGUCUGUAAUGAGAAUUUAUGCACUUGAGAAAAUUUUAAUUGGAAAUACUAUUAACAAAGAAAUACUGGUACACCUCUCAAGAAAAACAAGAAAAGUGUAAGAAUUAAACUCGUGACCUUUCCAUUGCAAAGCCUACACUUUACCGAUGUUGCAAUACAGGAACUACCAGCAAUGAAAUUAGUGUCCAAUCUAUGGGCUGCAAAGCAUAUGCAAAAUCUGACAGGGGAAGUGACUCUAACCUAAAAAAAAUCAUUUUGGUUGCUUUAUCUCCUAUAUAGAGGGGAGACUACUACAAGUAAAACUCUGAGUGGAACUCUUCUUGGUGAUUAUAACUGAUGCAGUGUUACACCUUAAGUUAAAGGUAAUAGACAUCGCAUCAAAAUAAUUAUGUUAAGGAUUUGAUGGUGGUUAAAAAAUGUAUUCAUGAAUUUGGCUUACAUUCCUUGUAUUGUGAUAAAAUAACCUCCACUUUGUUUUCAUUUCAUGUAAGAUUUAUGAAACUCAUCCCAAAUUUUUUUGUUUAGCUUGGCACAGCCUUGCUGAUAUGAUAGUGGUGUUUAAUGUGAAUAUUUUCAAUGUUUAUUUAUAAUAAUAUUUUUUAAUGAUAUAUUUUUAAAUGAAGCCUUAUAAAAGGACAAAAAACAAGGAAAACAGUAUCUUAAUGUUCAUAUAUUUACAGUAAAGAUAAGAGGUCGCAUAUUUUAUGUUCAGAUAAAAGCACUUUUGCAGGGAUAUAAAAUAGACCAAAGAAGAUAGAGUGAAUAGGGUCUUCAAAGAAUAUAGCGAGAUUAGUAUAGGAGGGACGGCUCCCAGUGUAGACCGAGAGGAAUGUAGGGACCAAAUAUCACAGGAAGUGAAGACAGGGACACAGAGCCAGGUUUAGAAAUGUCAUACUUUUGUCUAUUAACAAAUAAAAGUACUAUAGAUGUAAAUGUGUGAAGAAUUUUACCCGUUCUCAAUUGGUAUUUAUUUUACUCAUAUUUUGUAUACGUAUGUACCACAUUCAGCAUAAUAUAAGUAAAGAACAGAUCAUCUGCAGGUCAGGUUGAUGAACCUCCUGUUAGUCAUAUCGUACCAGAAAGACAGCACUAUUUCGUGUAUUUAUGUAAUUAUUCACUAACUAAUUCAGUGUUAGUGAGGACAUAACAUUGUUACUUUUACUAUAGUUUACUGUGGAUAUUAAAAAGACUUAAUGUAGUUGGGUGCAUCUUCGCAAGCCAAGGGUUCGCUUCGUAUACACUCCUCACUGGGCGCCGCCAUUACUAUUUACCCUUUUCAACAGCGCUAUAUGUAAGACGUUAUUUCAUUGGAUGCGAGCGAUUGCCAUCGCGCGAUAAUUUGAAGGCUCGUAAACACGGCUAUAUCUGCCAAGGGUAAGUGGAGUGUAUACGAAGCGAACCCUUGGCUAGCGAAGAUGAGUUGGGUGAUGCUAAUGUUCGGAAGAGAUUAAAUGAUUUUAUAAUUAGGUAAGAAAAGACUUUGUCACAUCACCUUGUGUACUAGCUACCCAAGGCACAGUAGUUAUGUAGCUGGGGCAGCAUGUGGGUCAUUGGAUCGUAGAUAAAUCUUCAUGUAAGAAAUAAAUUUAUUGUUUUGUAUACAUAAAGGGAGAGAGUUCUAACAUAUAUGUUAGUGGCAGACGGCACCUGCUUUUUUUAAAACAAGGAAUCUCUGUAACAGUUGUAUUAUCUGACCUUUUAACUAUCUUUCUGUGAAGCUUAUCAGGAUGUCUAAUGAUUAUAGAAAAAGACCAAAGAGGUAAUCUGGGGUGUUUUGAUAAAACAUUUCAUGGAACCAAGUUAUUUUGUGACGGUGAUGGAUGCUCAGCGUGUGCCGACCAUUUUCUUCAUAUAUUUAUAUAUUUUAUCAAUAUUUCUAAUUUUGUAGCACCAGUAACAACUUGUGAUGAUAUUUUAUUGCAAUUCUUGAAAAAAAUGUUUGGUAUAAAAAGUCUAUUUACACCUGUAUACAUUUAUUUGUACAUGUAUAAUAAUUUGUAUUUCUAUGUGAAAAGCGUUAAAUGAAGACAUUUUGUAAAAGCUGAAGAUUUCAUUGCCUUUCUUUUUCCUUGUUUAUAGAAAAAGCAGUCAAUUAAAACAUUGCUCACUUCAGUUGUAAACAGUAACGGGUUUCUUUUGCAACUACUAUAGUUAUGGAUCGACUCUUUCUAGAGCAUGCAUAUCUUUAAUGUACUCCAU